AUGUCGAAGUUGAUUGGAUUGGCAUUCACUGCAGCAAUUGGGAUCACAUUCUUACUUCUAGGAUGUGCCCUUCCACAAUUCAACAACUGGUGGCCUAUGUUUGUGCUGUUCUUCUACUGCCUGUGCCCAGUACCGACAGUUAUUGCCAGACGACUGGCCAGCAGUUUUGACUCUGCAAGCAGUGCAUGUACAGAGCUGAGUAUCUUCGUCACGACGGGCAUCGUGGUGUCCUCCAUAGGGCUACCUGUCAUACUGGCACACACUGGGAUUAUUCAGUGGGGAGCGUGUGGCUUGGUGCUGUCUGGGAAUGUGAUUGUGUUUCUCACAAUAUUGGGCUACUUUUACGUAUUUGCUGGCGAUGAUUUUGACUACAGCAUGUGGUGAUACCUCUGCAAAGGGAGAUAACCACAUUUUGUUAAGUUAUAAAACCUCGGUGCAUUAAUGAACACUUUACAUCAGUGCUCAAACAAAAGUGAGAAAGGACUAAGACCUUUAACCCAGCGUACCCAGAGUACCUUCAUGAGAAAUAGAAUAGCCCUUACCCACAGAGCCGGAGCAGUCUAUUCAUAAUGAAGGUUGAGGGAGGGAUGUAAAUGUUAUUCAAGCUUUGAUAUACUAAUUUGUAAAUAUUGAUAUUCUGAGAGAAGAGAUAUAUGAACUAUAUACU
Haliotis rubra (blacklip abalone) is the source of this 667-nucleotide messenger RNA. RefSeq names its product leptin receptor gene-related protein-like. The coding region runs from base 1 to 384 and encodes 127 amino acids. The transcript has 4 exons. Lineage: Eukaryota; Metazoa; Mollusca; Gastropoda; Lepetellida; Haliotidae. Gene Ontology annotation, cellular component: endosome. Gene Ontology annotation, biological process: late endosome to vacuole transport via multivesicular body sorting pathway. The record is from RefSeq and is a predicted model, not a curated record.